Messenger RNA from Acaulospora morrowiae, 244 nucleotides. NCBI's taxonomy places the organism in Eukaryota, Fungi, Glomeromycota, Glomeromycetes, Diversisporales, Acaulosporaceae. The record is from the annotation of a GenBank genome assembly.
UGUUGUUGAGUGAUGUGGGUAGGGGGUUUGAUGUGGUAACUUUGGUUUCAGAGCAGCAGAAGAAAUGUCUUUUGCUAGUUAGGGUUUUGGUUAAUUCCCAACGCUUUCCUUUGUCAUUGAGUCCUUGGACAUUAAGUGUAGAAAUUGUGAUGAGAUUUUUGAGAUUGUUUGUUGUUAAAGAUGAUUUGGUUAUAGAUUUUAUAGUUGUAGUUGGUGGAAUAGAUGUAGAUAGGGAACUUGUUGA